CAAGACCAAGAUCCAGGACAAGGAGGGUAUCCCCCCGGAUCAGCAGCGUCUUAUCUUCGCUGGUAAGCAGCUUGAGGAUGGCCGCACCCUGAGCGACUACAACAUCCAGAAGGUAUGAACCGGUUCCGCCAAUACUCCAUAUAUCGAAUCUUGUGUGCAACGGAUGAUCGGAUACGACAUGAUGCGAUACGGUCGGUUGGGGCGCCCGCCAACAACACAACAAUUCCUGUUUUCGGAUCCAUCGGCACGGUCGCAAUCAUGGACGUUUCACGAUUAUCGGUUGCAUGCGCAUGUGUUCGGGAAUUGGGAAAGAUCGUUUUGACUGACGGGUUGUUCUUUUGUUUGAUCUAUAGGAGUCCACUCUCCACCUGGUCCUCCGUCUCCGUGGUGGUAUCAUCGAGCCCUCCCUCAAGGCUCUCGCCUCCAAGUACAACUGCGAGAAGUCCAUCUGCCGCAAGUGCUACGCCCGCCUUCCCCCCCGUGCCACCAACUGCCGCAAGAAGAAGUGUGGUCACACCAACCAGCUCCGCCCCAAGAAGAAGCUCAAAUAGACGAUCAUCUUAUUACGGUUUUUCUGCGUUGCUGGGAAAAAGAGCUGCUGGGGUUACGAUACGAUUGCAACGUGGGAGGUUUUCUACACGGCGUUGGAAUGAUGAAUCAUUAUAGCCGAAGUCAAAUGUUCAUAGUUGACUCCUCGGAAGAAGUUGCAAUCAAGGCACAACUGUAAAAUUCAAAUCCUUCGUCGCAUUCUUAGGAGUAGAUACACAUACG
Messenger RNA from Aspergillus ibericus CBS 121593, 771 nucleotides. RefSeq lists its product as uncharacterized. The transcript is spliced from 2 exons. The coding region runs from base 115 to 666 and encodes 183 amino acids. The record is from RefSeq and is a predicted model, not a curated record. NCBI's taxonomy places the organism in Eukaryota, Fungi, Ascomycota, Eurotiomycetes, Eurotiales, Aspergillaceae.